UCUGUAAACCAUGCUAGCGGUUUAAAAAUUCCGCUUCCUACGACUUUGGCAGAUUUGCAACAGGAAUAGCUAUGCAGUUUAUGUUUCCCAGGAGUUUACAUCUUACUCUGAUUCAAAUCAUAUUUUUCCAGAUCUUAUCAAUUUUGACAUGACCAAUUUGCGACUACAAUAAGUAAGAAAGACAUUGGGGAGGAGGUUGAACUGCUCUACAUUAGAUUGUGGACCCCGGGUUACUUAAAGCUAGAAUUUGCCUUAUUUUUCCGGAUCCGUUGGCAAACCGGUAAAUUAAAAUAAACAAAGAUGGUAGAUGCAACUCCCCAACUUUGCAACUCCCUGUGUAAGUGUAGUCAUUGUUUAGUGAUUUCAUUAGUGUGCAAAAAGGCUUAAUUAGGAUCUAUCAUUUUUUUAUACAGUAACAUUCUAUUUAUAAAAAGCCUUUUCUGACUUAGUUUCUCUAGUAUAUAUGUCAGUCACUAUCUGUUUUACCUUCAGCCCACUGACUCUUAUACAUAUAAAAAUAACUAAUAUGUGUUGAAUGUUGAUAAACACAUCUUUUCUUUUGUUGGGACACACAGGGUAUUGUGUAAAUUUAAUGCAGAAUAACUUAAGACCCUGUACUGCUUUCUUUGCACUCUCCUCUCCACUUUCCUUGGAAUCCCUUCUCUUCCACCAUUCAAACACUUCACAAUAAAAUUAAACAUUUCAUUGGACAUCAGAGUUGUAUUUUUUUUGUAACUCCUUAUCCAACCAUGUUCAAACUUAAGUCCAAUGUCGUCCAUUUUAAACGUGCAACUCUAAAUACAAUACAUUAUAAAAUAAUAUAAAUGUAGCAACUGCUAGCUACAUAGAUGGAUUGGUUUCAAUGUAACUGUUAGGACAACGAAAACUUUGUUUUAAAACAACUGAACUGUACCUCUUGACUUCCACAAGGUUUUUCCUCUUCCGUUUGUGGGGUUGUGCGAUGUCUGACAAGCACAGUGCCAAGUUAGGUAAUUGACAGAACGCGAAAAAUAUUGCCCAAGAUGGUGUAGAGGAUAACACAGGUUGGAACGUUGUAAGUGUUUUUUUAACUCGUUAUUUUUAAAUUACUUUCCACCCCUUGUCACUAUUAUCGUAAGCCACCUUUGGUACUUUUAUACCCCUGAAAAUACUAAAUUCUGGAAUCCAAAUUCCAUCCCACCAUAUACAAAAAGCUACAUUGUCAAAAAUUACAGCUAAAAAAUUUGAUCCAGUCUUCUCCUAAUAAAGUAUCUGUUAAUCUUCCCCUGGAAAAUUGGCCAUUUUGAAGGAAAGGGGGUAAAAGGUGAUCUCUGAUACGUUUCUUGCUAUUCGAAACCAAGAAGGGAAGCGAUAAAAGAACGCCGUAUUCGAUUAAAGGAAACACAGUAUUAAUUUUUAAUGAGAGGAAAAAAACAAAAAAAAUUAUAUUUUCAUAUUCUUUUUUAUAUUUUUUACAACUGUUCGUGAUUUUUUUACCACUUUUUCAAACUCGUCCCUUUGACAUUAUUGUCACUGAACACCUUUCGUUGAUCACGUCUGAAAAUGAUCAGUUUCAAAAAUUAAGGGGGGUUUUGUGACAUUUCAACAUGUCAUCAUUUGUCAUUCUCUACAAAGUGUAAUUUUGAGGUUACUGUUAACAAAAGGUAGGUACAUUUGGUGUAUAAAAAUGGGCAACUUUUAAAAAAGGAAGCACAUUUUGAGGUUACCUAGUUUUCAAGAUAUACUCGAAAAUGUGAUGUGGUAAAUUUGAGGUUACCAAAAUGAGGUUACCCUCUUCAAAGCCUUAUAUCUAAGGAUUCCUUGGGAUUACUUUAAUGAAACUUGGUACAGUGGUGACUAAAUUGGUAAGCAACCCAACUAAAUCUUUGAAUAAUUGAAUUUGUAAAGUGUGUGACUAUAUUGAGGUUACCAAAUUUAAUGAUUUUUUCUCAUUCCUCAAUUAGGCAAUGCAGAGCAUAGAGAAUCAGAUUUUAUUUUAUGGUAUUAUGUCUAUACGUAUGGAAAAUCGUGAAGAAAAAUAAGAGAUGCAUUUUAGUUGAUAUUUUGAGGUUUCUGUUAUAUGUAGAAAUGUUUCUAAGAGAUAUACUACUAUUUUGCAAAAUUAUCAUUAUAAUAUUUCCAGGUAACUUUUAUGUAAUAUAACAUUUUAAUGUAUCAAACUCAUAUUCACUAGUUCCAAGAAAUAUCAGUUUCUAAACAUGAGGUUACCAUUUGAUCAAAAUGUGUUUUCUGUGAGGUUACCUACUAGAUGUUGCAUAUAAAACUAUAUUUUAAAGUGUGAGUUUGUGAGGCCAAAUUAAAUUAAUAAACAGUAUGAAUCUAAUGUUUUCCAACUGAUAUAAUUGAAUUCAACAUUUGUGUUCAAGCUGAGGUUACAAUGGUAUGAAAAAGUACCGUAUAUACAUGUAGUACUAGCACUUCAUGCACAAUGGAAAACAAGUCAGAAAGUAGAAUUUAGGAAUACUCUACAUUGCACUUUUAGAACAUGUUUUAGAAUAUUGAUAGUACACUGAUAGAAUAGUUGCAGAAUGUAGCUGUUUUAAAUUUUUUUUAUUUCAGUUGUUGUUGUUGUUGCAUUAGUGAGGUUACUGUGAGAAAAAGUGUACACCAGAAAUAUAAGUUUAUCUUUUAUUAUUGUAUAAAAUAUUAUUAGUAUGGAGAAUAGCAAGUUUGAGUGGGUAUGUCCAGUUUGUCAGAAAAUUUUGAAGCAUCAUAAAAGUGUUAGCAGACAUAAGAAGAGUUAUGCAAAGAAAACUGAGUUAAAAUGUUCACAGUGUGAAAAAUGUUUUGACAGAAAAGACAACUUUUUGAGGCAUCAAAAAAGUUGCAAAUUAAAAGAGAAAAAUAUAUGUAAAGUUUGUUUAAAGGUUUUCAAAACAAAGUGGCUUUUGAAACGACAUAUGAAGGUUCAUGAAAAAAAGAAAAUUGUAUUAUGUAAAAAUUGUGGAAAAAAAAUCGAGAUGGAUAAAGCUGAACACCAUCCAUUACAAUGUAUACAAGAAAGACCCAUCUCAAGUGUUGACCUAGAUAACGACUUUGUAUCUAUGGUAACAAUACCAAGGUAACCAAUCUGACUGAAGCUUUAAAUAUGAAUAGAAAAUAACACAUUAUUGAUUAUAUAUUUAUGUUUUUUAUUAGAUCUUACAACGUCAGUACAAUAGUUGAACAAACAGUGAACAAUAGUCUAGUAGAAAGAACUGAAUCAGGAUCUGAACAUUUGAUUAGGUAAUACAUUAGAUAUUCUAAUGCCAUGUAGUACUUGACUAGAAUUGGUUUCAACAUAGCGAGUUUUAUUUAGCUCAAUGAAUGCUGAAUCAGCACCAUUAGAGUUUUCAAAAAGCAACAUGGCAGAAUUGUCAGAGCUAGCUACUUGUGAUACUCCAUCUCAGUUAGAUAAAGAGGUGCCUUAUUUAUUCAUUAAGACUAUAUAGUGUUUGAUAUGAAAUGCAUUUACCUUUUUAUGCUUACAUUUUACUUCGUCUCAAUUGUAGGUUCCAAUUGUAGUAGAUAUGACAAUUCAUUCAACACCAAAACCAACAAGAUUUAUAAAGAAAAUUGUAAGGUAGUUCAUCUUGUGAAUAUUGAGGCAAAAAAACGCUAUUCUCAAGUUAAAAAUUGUAUCAUUAGGUUGAUAUGCCGUCAAGUGAAGUGAUAAAUUCUGGCAAUUUAGUUUGAUAGUAACCUCAUAAAUACCACACUUCUCUUAAUUUUCAAAUUACUGAACAAUGUCAUUAAUUUUAUACAACUUGUAGUGAAGCAAUGUUUCAAGAUUACCCAUAGUUCACAGAUUUUUCUGUUUUAUCUUAUUUAAACACAGAUUGUAACGUGGGUAACCUUAAAAUCAACACAUUUCCUUCAACAACACCUACUGAAAUGCUCCAAAAGAUAUUUUAAGUAGAUGUUUUGUACAUAUUUAUGAGGAAAAUAUCUUGAAUCACUAAUAUGAAAAUAACUCUAAAUUUUUUUUCAGUAGAUUGUAACCUCGAAAACAGCACAUAUAUGGCAAAAUUUCUUGCACCUUUUUGGAUAAUGUAGGACUUCGGGCUAUCUAGUUUACAUGAAAGAAAAUUCGAUUUGGUAGCCCCACUAUUUCUCAAGUAUUUGGUAUCACAAGGAAGACCUAUAUUAUUGAUGGUAACCUCAAAAUUACCACGUUUUUUGGAAAUCAAAAUGUCAUUUGAGGGUGGUAACCACCAUAAGACCAACAUACUAAAAUUUCAAGUAAAUAGGGCAAGAUGUGUUCCAUUUGAUGCUGAAACUCUAAAAAUGCUCAUUUUGGCAGUUUCAGAAAAUGUCACACUAUUUUUGAAACUGAUCAAAUAUAAUGUUAGUAUAUACUUUAUACUAAGGGAUAAUAAAUUGCAAAUAAGUUACAAAAAAGGGAUUGGUUUACUACCAGUUUUGUAGAGUUGUUGUUUCAGGAGCUAUCAUUUGGUGAAAUAUCAACAAUUUCUUUGGGCCAAUAGUCUAACAACAAUGCUUUGAGUUUGUUGCUUUCUUCAGAGGUAGUUUGUCACUUAAUCAAAAAGGAAACUGAUUAGAAAGAAUAGAAAAAAUCAGCAAAAAAGAAAAUUCCAGAAAGGUAGUCAAAAAUAUAUAAAUCUCAAAAAAAAAUUUUUUUAUCUUGUCAAUCUAUGAUGACACAAAUUUCCUAUUUUUUUUGUAUCACUACUAAAGUUUAAAAGGCAUUGUUUAAUUGAUCUGUUGAAAGUGUUUUUACCAACAGUUUUCAUAUAUAUACUUAAAUUUUGCAAUUUUCUUCUUCAGCACCAACUAUAUGACCAUUACUAUAUUAUGUUUUGAAUUUUAAAAGGAAAGGAUUGGAAAUUAUGCAUUAGGAAAAUAUGGAUCAUUUUUCAAUGAUUGUUGUAUAUAAGCAAAAAUCUUACUUUAACAUUCUUUUAUAUCUUAUAUAGCAUUGUUAAAAGUUCCAAACGUUUAAAAAGUUUGAAAUGGAUGAAGAACCUUGUAAAAAGAAACUAAGGUUAUCUGUUGAAAUAGAUGCUGACACCAAUACUACCACCGAAAAAGAAGAAACUGAAUGUUUGAUUGACAUUGCGCUAGAUGAGAAAGAGAAUGUGCUUGACAAUGUUAAGAAAGAAGAUGAUAAAAAAAAAAAGCAUGAAAAUGAAAUUGCUGUUGGUGUAACAUGUUUUAUUAAUAACAGCAUGAAAUCUUAUGGGAUAAUAAAACAAAGGUUUUCAGAUUUUAUGGUCCGUGAAUGUGACUUAAAUGGUGAACCUGUUUACUUGACUAAUAUGGAUCAUUGUGAUCAAGAUUUGAAAGAUACAUCAGAAAAUUUGAGUGUUGUAGAUUGUCCUUUGUCACAAGAAACAUCAGAAAAAAUAAAAAAUUUUUCUGAAAAUGAAGACAAGAUGAAAACACUGACCUUGGAUGUUGAUAAUGACAAAGAACACAGAAAAAUUGUUCACAAAUAUAUUAAAGAUACAUUUAAAAGUAUUGAAACUAGAACAGUUUCAUUGGAGGAUAAUUCACGGGCUAUUAUUCUAUCCUUCAAAUCCAACAAAACUAAUGGAAGUAAGCGCAGAUUUCAACCUACAAAAAAAGUACCCAAGUACUGCCAUUUUGUUUUGUUUAAACAAAACAAAGAUACGAUAGAUUGUGUUAACUUGUUGGCUAAGAUGCUUCAUACGAAAUCACAGUUGUUCUCGUAUGCUGGAACUAAAGACAGGAGAGCAACUACCAUUCAAAGAUUGUGUGUUCAAAAUAUGCUUUCAAAACGCAUGCAAGGAUUAAACUCUAGGCUAAAAAAUAUUGUGCUUGGUAACUUCUCAUAUUCACAACAAGGGCUGUCUUUAGGAGAUCUAUCUGGGAAUGAGUUUACAAUAGUCAUCAGAAAUGUUUUAUCAGAAGAUAAAAUAACUAAAGCAUGUUUAUCUUUAAGAGAGAAGGGAUUUAUUAAUUAUUUCGGUCUCCAAAGGUUUGGUACAGGUGCAGUACCUACACACAUAAUAGGGAAAGCUUUAUUGACAGAGCAGUAUAAAGAAGCUGUAAAUAUGAUCCUCACACAUCGACAUAAUGAAGACAAUCCCCAAUUUGGAGAGCACGCAGCGAAAAAGAUAUGGACUGAAACAAAGGAUUUAGAAAGUGCUAAAAAAGCUGUUAAAAGUAAUUAUUCUAUUGAAGGAAAGAUUCUAGAAUCUUUAUCCAAUCAAAAUAAAAAAAACUUUCUUGGUGCGAUACAAUGCAUUCCUCGGAAUAUGCGACUGUUGUAUUUACAUAGUUAUCAAAGCUUUGUUUGGAAUAAAGUGGUUUCAAAGAGAAUUAUGGAUAAUGGUUUUCAAGCUUGUGUGGGAGACUUAGUGUUCAAUAAAGAAAAAAAUACUCGGGGAUUCGAAGAUGUCUUAAUGCUAACUGAAAACAAUAUUAUGUCGAAAGAUUACAACAUAUUUGAUAUUGUUCUUCCUUUGCCUGGAUAUGACAUGAAGUACCCAGGAAACAAUAUGGAAGAGUAUUACAAAAUAUUGUUGCAACAAGAUGGGCUAGACUUAAAUAAUAUGAGACGAAAGCAAAAAGAUUUUUCACUGUCAGGAUCGUACAGAAAUAUUGUAGUUAAACCAAAGAACGUCAAAUGGAAAAUAAUCAACUACAGCGAUUUUAAAAUUUCUCUAAUUAAAAAUGAUUAUGAAAAACUUACCAAUACUUCUCCAGUUGUUGAAAACAAGGAGAGGGGAAAGUUUAAGGCUUUGAAAUUACGGAUGACUUUACCGCCUUCAAGUUAUGCAACGUCAGCAUUAAGAGAAGUUGUCGACCAUGAAGCAUCAUAUAAGACACAAGUCAAAUUAAAUGAAACAGUUGACAAGAAACAAACACUAGUUUAAUUUUUUUUUAAUUGUGUUCUUUCUCUUUGUGGAACUGGUCCUUUUAUUUCAUAUUUAAACAAUGUGAAUAUAUUAUUUUCAGAAGUAAAUAAAUAUUAAACUUAAUAGUUUUAUAUUCCUCUUGUUGUGGUAAAAGGUGGAAGACAUUUUAAAUAAUUAAAGUUUGUAAGAAGAAAAGUAAUAUUAUUGUCAACACAAAUGUACCAUUUUAUGUAUAACUGGUGUUUGAAUCACCUAUUGGUUAAA
Molecule: messenger RNA, 7088 nt
Organism: Hydractinia symbiolongicarpus
Lineage: Eukaryota; Metazoa; Cnidaria; Hydrozoa; Anthoathecata; Hydractiniidae
Product: cytosol aminopeptidase-like
Exons: 5
Coding region: 4953-6842 (629 amino acids)
Biological process (GO): proteolysis; pseudouridine synthesis
Cellular component (GO): nucleus; cytoplasm
Molecular function (GO): metalloaminopeptidase activity; RNA binding; manganese ion binding
Source: RefSeq, a predicted model, not a curated record